UCUUCCAAGGAGUGGAGAAAUUACUAUAUCUAUUGGAGUAAAAAGGACUUUUGUGGACUUUCCAAAGUAGUGGUUCCACGUGAAUCUUUGUGGAUGCCUGAUAUCAUAAUUGAAGAAAUGACUGAAAAGGAUAAAAACGUGCCGAGCCCCUUUGUCACACUUAAUAACUAUGGCUGGGUGGAGUACAGGGAUGAUAAAUUUGUGGUCAGCACCUGCAAGAUGAACAUUUUUAAUUUCCCCUUUGACAUUCAGAGAUGCAAUAUCACCUUUAGGUCAAUCUCAUACUCUGACGAAGAGUUGCUCUUUUUCAUGAAAAAAGACAGUACAAUAAUCACGAAGGAGUCUAAUGACAAUAUCCGGAUGCAAUACGAAUGGAAGUUUCUCAAUAUGUCAGUCACUGAAAAAAAAGUCCAUAACUUUUACACCAACCAAACCGUUGUUGUCUACACUAUAACCAUGAAGAGAAAGUCUGCACUUUAUGUCGUCAACUUUCUGCUGCCUAUCCUCUUCUUCUUGUGUCUGGACUUUGCCUCUCUCUUGAUGCCAAUUGGUGGAGAUAAGAUUAGUUUCAAGAUCACGGUGCUACUUGCUGUUACAGUAAUGCAGCUGAUUCUCAUUGAAAUUUUACCUUUUACCUCAAGCAGGAUUCCACUUAUAGUGAUUUACUGCAUUGGGGUUUUUGCUCUGAUGCUGUCCAGCCUCAUAGAGACCAUUUUUGUGAAUUAUCUGAUGGAAAAAGACUCUUCAUCCCUGGAAGAUAAGAAAGAGAGUGUCAAGCUUCAAAUAAUAAAAACUUCCUCCAUUGCCUCCACCUGUGAUGAGAUGACCGAUCAAACACCAUCUAUGUGCAAAGGGGGCAGCAGCAGCCAGUUAUUCCUGGCCAUGGAGAAAGUCUCAGAUGAACUUGGAGAGAUUAAAAAAAUUGUCCUUGACAAAGAGUCUGAAGAGAAGAAGGAGGGUUACUGGACCGGAGUCGCCAAGAAAAUAGACAAGAUUUUUUCCAUUCUAUAUGUCUUGGCAGCCAUUUUGUUUUUGUCUGUCGUCUUCUCAGUGUGGCUCUUCAAAUCAAACUUACCAAAAUGAUGCAGAUAUUAAUAUUGUUCAGAUCUGAGAAAGCAACAUAUCCUCAUCAUGGAGCUGCAGGUUCACUUUGACUAACAAAGUAAUUGAAACUCAACAAUUACAAUUAGUGACGUAAAAACAGGCAAAGUUAAAACAAAUAUGCAAAUCUGUGGAAAACAAUCAAGCUCCUCUGUCUCCUCCUGCUGCCUUUUGCAGAAAUAAACCGCUCUUCGUCAGAAACAUCAGGAGAGUCUUAGACCAUGUUCACACUACAUCCUGAAGUGAUCCAAAUCCGAUUUUAUUUAUUAUGUUUUUUUGUUUUUCUUUCCUUUUGGUGUGGUCGUUCACAUUUCCAAAUAUAUAUGACUUAUGUGUUAUUUUCAGUGUGAACUGCUACCAACUUGCAAUGGUCCCACAUGAGCAGUAGAGGGCUCAGUAACAGAGUUGUCAGUGUUUUGUCAACUACCAGAAAAAAAGAAGUAGUGUUCAGUAUUUGCGGAAGUAAACAUGAAUGCUAAUGGUGAAGCGUCUCUAACAACUUAAUUCUCAUUAUAGUCCGCCAUGAUUGUCGUUUUUCUUCCCGCUUGCGUGUAUCAGGCCACAGAAUAGUGACGAAUGUCAGGUAUCAAUGACAUGCCAGGCGGAUGAAUACGACCUGGCUUACAGACUCAGGUCACAUUUGAAAAGGUCCGAUUUAUAUUGGAAUUGGCACCACAAAUCCAAGUGACCUGGUCGCAUUUGAAAAGAUCAGAUACAGGCCGCAUCAAGGCAAAAAAAUCGGACUUGGGUCACUUAGGGUUGCAGUAUGAACGUAGCGUUAGUUGUGUCAAUCACACUCAUCGUUGUUUAACAUUAUGUUACAGGAAAAUUGCCACAUUGUCACGUUCACAGCAGCAGACUCUGCUGUGGGGGGAGGCUGCAGUGCAGCAGAGAGCAAAGGGGAGGGACAUGUAAGGUUUGCUGCUUCAAAAGUUUUAGUCCAAGUUCAGAGUUUUCUCAGAACUCUUUGCUGCUGCUUUAUUAAUCAUGUGAUAACUUUUGGCAAAAACCUCUACAAUCUAUACAUAAUCUUAAAAUGCAUCCAAAAGGUCAGAACUUUGUUCACUUUAUUAUAAAAUGUAGUGCCAUGCAAAACAUCCAUGCUUCUUAAAUGCUUUUUCAUUUUUUCAAAAUCUGGUGACAAAAAACUGUAAAGUGUGGCAUGCAACAGUAUUUAGUUCCUUUUAAUCUGAUACCCCUCUGCAGCUGUUGCCUUUGUGGGCCACCUAAUCUGUAAAUAGUUAACCUUUGUUUAAUGUAACCUCAGCAUAAAUAUAACUGUUCUUUACGAAGCAUUCAAGACUUUAAUAACUGUGCAGAAGCUGCAACCUGGAUGCUCCAUUCACACACUGAAGAUUGGUGGUGCUACUUAAUUACUUCUAUUGUUGUUGCAUGUUGUUAAGGUCAUACAUGUAAUAUACACCGACAAACACCUGCAUGAAUUAUAAGACUCAGCAUAAGAAUGUUUAUUAGACAAUAAAAUAAGGAUUUAUUAAUUUUUACAGCAGUAAUGUUGUUGUGCUUUCAAGGUGUAACUUAUGUGAA
Molecule: messenger RNA, 2646 nt
Organism: Xiphophorus couchianus (Monterrey platyfish)
Lineage: Eukaryota; Metazoa; Chordata; Actinopteri; Cyprinodontiformes; Poeciliidae
Product: 5-hydroxytryptamine receptor 3E-like
Exons: 7
Biological process (GO): monoatomic ion transmembrane transport
Cellular component (GO): membrane
Molecular function (GO): extracellular ligand-gated monoatomic ion channel activity; transmembrane signaling receptor activity
Source: RefSeq, a predicted model, not a curated record